AUGUCUCAAGCUCAUGGGUUGGCAGACUUCGAAAAAGAGCUGGUCUGCUCGAUCUGUACGGAACUCUUCUACCAGCCCCUCACCCUCCUCGACUGCCUCCACACCUUCUGUGGCUCCUGCGUGAAAGAAUGGUUCUCCGCACAAGGGUCGCGGCCCUCCCGCACCGCACCCCGUUUUACCUGCCCCUCCUGUCGCGCCGAAGUGCGCGAUACCCGCCCAAAUGCCACCGUCACGACCCUACUGGGCAUGGUCUUGGACGCGCAUCCAGACCGUGCCCGAUCAACUGAAGAGAAGGCCGAAAUCGCACAACGGUACACGCAUGGGGACUCUGUAUUUCCAGCUUCUUCAUCGGGCGGGGAAAGCGCAGAUGAUCGUGAUGAUGCACGGGUGCUGGAGGGGGUGCGCGAGCUGAGUCUCCGGGAAAGUCGGGCGCAGGCCAGGCGGGAGGCUCGCCGUGGGGCAAAUUCCUCGCGAACUCGCGACAGCGGACAUACCGAUAGACAUGCGGAGGAGGGGCGGUCGAGACGGAGGAGAGAAGAGCGCGCACUACGUCCUGACGAGUCAGAGCGGUCACGGCGAGUUGAGCAUCAGUCCAGUUUGCGAUCGCUGCUGAGUCUGUCUGGGGACAUGGAGACUAUGGAGGAAGAGAUCCUGCGGCAGAUUCUUGAGGAUGGGUUACUAGAUGAGAUCAACUUGGAUGUCUUGGGACCGAGACAGGAAGAGGAACUCAGCGAGCGCAUUGCGGAUGCGUAUCGCCGGAGACACAUGCGGCAAUCGCGAUCUGGGCAACGACCUGAUCAGAGCCAAAGACAGGAAUCAGAUGCUCCAACACGAGCGCACCGAUCAGAAUCCACACAGAGGAAUGCGGAAUCUACACCGGCCACUCGAGAACACAAUAAUAGACGGCCGCCAGCUUCGAGACCGCAUCUGCUAAAUGCAGCACCGACACGACCGAGCAUUUCAAACCAUCAAAGACGAAACUCUGAACAGGGUAAUGGGCGUCGACGCACCUCGCCAGUUCGAACACAUCAGGCAUCGGCGUCAGACGACGCCAUACGGCCGGCUACCCGGUCCUCGAGUGAUAUGACUGCAGACCGGACUCGCGCGUCUCAAACUGGACGGAUUAGAUCAGAAUCCUCAUCAGCUAGACCGCGACGUGCUACUGAGUCGGGGCAGAAUGCUACCGGCGCCUGGAUAGCCGGUGGUCGAGAAAGAAGUUCUCAUCGACAAGUGGCCAGCGAAUCGACCAACUCCACUGUCACCGCAUCCCCAACGACCGCCCAGCGCCAGACCGCAACUGAGCAGAAUAUGCCCUCCAUGUCCUCACCCCUUGUUCCCGGCAGGUCAGACAGGAGAACGAGACCAUCAUCUCGAUCUAAUGGUCCUGCCUCUCCUGUACAGUAUGUCGAACCCUCCAUCUCUUGUGACAGGUGCAAAAAGACCGGAAUUCAGUAUGACCUGCAUAAGAGAUGCACGAAAUGCAAAAACAGGAAUUUCCACCUUUGUCUUCGGUGCUAUCGAGAUGGACGUGGCUGUCAUCAAUGGAGCGGGUUCGGCAUAUCUGCCAAAAUCAGCUUCCAACGAAUAAUCGCCUCCUCAACCAGCCAGCCUAUACCGAUCAACGAGUCGGGCCAUGUCAUGGUCUGGUUCAAGUAUCAACGUCCAUCGGAUGUCUUUACAAGCACCACAAACGGCGAACGACUGAUGACAAAUGACAAUCCUGCUCGCCGGCUACAAAGCGGUCUUUUCUGUGAUACGUGCCAAUCUCCAGCCAACGACUGCUUUUGGGAAUGUAGGAAGUGCAAUGAUGGAGAUUGGGGAUUUUGCAACUCCUGUGUCAACCAAGGACGAUGCUGUACCCACGCCUUGCUACCUAUACGACGCAUCGUCCAUGCUCCACCUCCAGUUUCGUCAUCAAGCCCACACUCGCAAGUUACUGCCGACUCAUCUGCUGCACCUCCCGUGCCUACUGAAGUUGAAAGCUUCAAGAUUCUGUCAUUCUCUACGAAUUGUGAUAUCUGCACCUAUCCAAUCCCAGCUUCCAACACUCGUUAUCACUGCCUAGAGUGCAACGGAGGCGACUACGACGUCUGCAAGAACUGCUAUCUCAAACUGGUCGCCACGGGCAAAAUAAGCAGAGAAAACGGCCAUCAAGGCUGGCGGCGUUGCAUCGCCGGACACCGAAUGAUAACAGUUGGGUUCGAGGACCAUGAGGAAGGUCAGCGCCGCGCCAUUGUCAGUGAUCUCGUCGGUGGUCGCGCACUGAAAGACGACCACGUCGCACAAUCGCAACCUCAAUCUCCCGCCUCGGAAGUAAGUGGUCUGAUUGCGUCCCCCAGACUGGGCACCGGCGACUGGAGCUGGAAGGAGGGCCCUGGGCCCGAAAGGCGGAAAAAAGCAUCCCGCAUCCGUGGCACUGCUCUAGCACACAUUGGAGGCCAUGGCUCUGUUUCGGAUCUCUCGAGUCAAUCUGGCGCAAGUCCCAUCCAAAACAUCCCGCCAUUCCGCAAUUUCCCGCCCAACGGUGGUGUCGGACUCAUUGUCCAGGCUCGUUGGUCAUAUUAUCCUGAUGAAGAUGUGCAGGAUGAAUUGGCGUUCCCGCGUGGUGCAGACAUCACCGAGGCGGAAAAUAUCAAUGGUGAUUGGUACUGGGGCUGCUAUGCUGGAAGGACAGGGUUGUUCCCUGGUUCGCAUAUCAGGGUGGUGAGGGAAGUCCACAAGUAG
Messenger RNA from Penicillium salamii, 2724 nucleotides. The record is from the annotation of a GenBank genome assembly. NCBI's taxonomy places the organism in Eukaryota, Fungi, Ascomycota, Eurotiomycetes, Eurotiales, Aspergillaceae.